UUCUUAGCAUAGCCUUCCGCUGGACGACAUAGUGCUCGCAGUGCCCCUGCAUUUUGAGGAUUAAAAACGCAUUUCACCACACAGUACUUCAUGAAUAGGCGUUUCUGUUAUUUUAGACACCGGAAGACGUCAAGGCUGUAUUUUUUUCUCCGUAGAAAUACCCAGUCUCUCAAAGGCGUUUGAAAUCGGACACCGCUGGCAUUGAGGCCCUCACUUUUGUGCGGAGGGAUACGGUGUUGCGUCUGACAAUGUGGACGGAGGUGGUGAAGAUGUCUACGAGAAGAAUGAAAUCAUCUCAGUUGUAACAACAAAAAAGGAAGACGCGAGAUUAGUUACUAUAAUAGAUUUGUUUGCACACAGACUUGUUACAUUGAAGCAAACACGUGGGCGCUGCGUGAAAAACAGGCUUACCGGGACAAAAGGAAGACAUCUGCGGUGCUCCAAUGCGUUUCGUGCACUGAGGUCGAAAUUCUCUUGAAGUUUUAUGUUUUUCCCCUUGCGAGUCUCCGCUUUUCUUUUUACUGUUGGAUAUCAGACACUUGGCCAGGAGAGGGUUUAUUAGAGACUGAAGGGUAUGAGCGAACAGCAGCAAAGAAUGGCUGCAGUGGGAACUGACAAGGAACUCAGCGACCUCCUGGAUUUCAGCGCGAUGUUCGCGCCUCCAGUUGCCAAUGGGAAGAACAGGACAAUGACACUUGCCAGCAGCCAGUUUGGUGGAUCAGCAAUAGACGAGCGCAGUGGCUCAGGGUCUUGGGGCUCGGCUGAACAGAACAGCCCCUCUUUCAGCCAAGGACGGCAGGGCUAUCCAGAGGGAUCUCACUUCAGUGAGCAUGAAGGCUUGUCCUCUCCAUUCAUCAGUUCGGGGAUCCCAGGUAAAACUGAGAGGUCUCCAUACCAGCCCUUUGGAAGCCAGCCUGGUUUUCUUCCUUCGGACAUAGCGAUGCCCAGCCCUGAUGCCAUGUCCCCCUCUGGCCUGAAAUCUGGCUCCCAGUUUUACCCAUCAUACCCCAACAACCCAAGGAGAAGGCCACCUGAAGGAAGUAUAGAAACCCAGCCAAAGAAGAUUCGGAAACCCCCUGGCCUGCCAUCCUCGGUGUAUGCCUCCACAUCUGGUGACGAGUAUUCCAGAGACAAUGGAGGGUAUUCUGGUGCGAAGCCUGGAGCGGUCUACCCCGGCUCCUUCUAUAUGCAAGAAGACCCCUGGUCAUCUUCUGGCUACUCCGCCAUGCUUGGUAACUCUCCUCACAUCGGACAGCCAGGCUCCUUCUCUGCAAUCAACCCACAAGAGAGGAUGAACUAUCCUCUUCAUGGCAGCGAAGUCAACGGCUUCCACUCAGCCCCCACCACCUACAACCACACAUCAACCAUCAACGGAGAAGGCAUCAUGGCCAACCGCAGCACCACAGCUGGCAGUUCAGGGGAUGAAAUUGGGAAGGCUCUUGCUUCAAUUUACCCAUCAGACCACAACAGUAAUAACUUCUCCUCAGCUCCAUCUACUCCUGGAUCUCCUCAGGCCAUCGCAGGAGCUCAGUCUCAGUGGCAGAGACCCACAACACCCAACUAUGAAGGGCAACCACACGCACUGCAAAGUAAAAUGGAGGACCGCUUGGAGGAGGCCAUCCAUGUACUGCGUAGCCAUGCUGUGGGCCAGGGUCCGGGCUUAGAGGGCGCCCACUCCGACAUGCACAGCCUGCUGUCCUCAGUACACAACGGGGGCCUCGGGGGCCUCUCUCCAGCUUUCCCCAAUGCCAGCCUCGCCCUCAGCAACAGACAUCCUGCUAUGCAGGGAGGGAAACACGAGGAGCCCACAGGUCUUCCUCCCAGCAGCACUUUGCUGCACGGUCAUCACGCAUCCGGACCAACGCCGUCAGUUGGCCAACCAGAAGGUUUCACCAGUCUCCCUGGUGGUAUGGCUCGCUCCACACACUCCUCCAGCAGCUCAGACAUCAAAAGAGAAAGCAAAGAGGAUGAUGAGAAUUCAUCUGUCGCAGACAAAUCAGACGAUGAAAAGAAGGAUUCCAAAGCACGUAGUCGAACAAGAAAGGAGGCGUUGACCCUCCAGAUGCUCUCUGGCCUUUCAGACCAGAAAGAUGAUCCAGAGGAGGAUGAUGAGGAUGUCCCCCCUGAGGUGAAGCUUGAGCGUGAGAGAGAACGGCGAGUGGCUAACAAUGCCCGGGAGCGUCUCAGAGUACGGGACAUCAACGAGGCGUUCAAGGAGCUCGGAAGGAUGUGCCAGCUGCACCUCAGCCACGACAAACCUCAGACCAAACUUCUUAUCCUGCACCAAGCCGUCAAUGUCAUCCUCAAUUUAGAACAACAAGUCAGAGAGCGUAACCUUAACCCCAAGGCAGCGUGUUUAAAACGCCGUGAAGAGGAGAAGGUGUCUGGGGUGGUAGGUGAAGCACCCAUGCAGCUCUCAGGGGGCCAUCCGAGUAUGGGAGGAGAUGGCCACAACCCAGUUGGUCACAUGUAACACCAGAUCUGAUGGUGUUUCCUUGGCUGUCAGAGGAUGUGGCCUUAACAGAUUUCUUCCACCCAUUAUUCUCAGUGUGUGUGUGUAUAUGUGGACAUGUCUGUGUAUUGUCCGUUCAAGUUUCAAGAUGCACAUUCACACACUCGUACACACAUGCAUACUGCCAAAACUGACACAGCCUGUUUGUCGCACUCCCAACCAUGACUACAAGCUCAAAUGUGAAGAACUUUUUUGUUUUGAUUUGUUUUAUACAUGUAAGAUUUUUUUUCUUCUUCUUGGUUUCCACGAGACGUUGGAACACCGGAGUACUUUUUUGUCCUGCCACAAAUUGGGACUUCACACUGCCGAGAGGUGCUCUUGUGAAAGAAAGGAGACCUAAACAAACACAAAUUGAAUCAAGGAUUUGUGCCUAAUUGUUACAUGUUUUCUAUUUGACAUUUAAGCAAAUUGCUUUACAUGCGAGGAACAUUUAUUGUGAGGGAUUGCUUAUGUGUAUGAGCAAUUAUUUUUAAUGUAUGUCAUUCCCAGCGUGAUGGUACAGUCUUACAUAUGUUAUGUAACCAAGCCCAUAGUUGAGGUUGAAUUGUCCAAAUUCAGUGACCUUGCCUUGAUCUUAUCAGCAGAUGUUUGGGGAAGGUGAUGGAAAGGUUUUAAGUUGUGACAGUUUAAAAAUGGCUUAAGAGAGGAGGGGACUCUGACUGAACCCUGGUCUCUUCCCAAAACGCAUUGGGAGACUUGGGGAGAAUAAGAUCCCAUCCUUAAAGCUUAUAAAUCAUCCAUGUGGAGUCUGUCGCCAACAAAACUGUUCUUCCAAUUUGUUGACCACCAAUUUAAGACUUACUCCAGUCAGCCCCUUUGAUAGGUUCAGGUUUUUGUACUGCUUUAUAAACUAAGGCAUACACGGACAAGACAAAAGCACAGUUGUAUAGGUUUAAGCUGGAAGUAAGUGUCGAUCUGUUGUGCAUUUAAGUCCCUGAGAGUUGUGUUUAAAAGCCAUUUGAGACACUUGCUAAGUGAUCAGCACCACUUAGUGCUCUUACUUGAAAUGGUAAACUGACAAUGCCAGCAGACUUUACAGCUCAAGUUUUCCCCCUUUAUUGAUUUUCUGUAAAAGAAAAAACCUCUGAUUCCUUUUGAUGAAGGAAUCUCAUCAGUUGUUUGACGCAGACGAGCCUUUGUGUAACAGAGGCUUUUCCUAAACGAGCAUUCCCACUGAAUUACAGCCCCUCACCUUCCUCCUGAGUAAGUCUGUUCUCAUGUUUCUUACCAAGAGAAGUGUGACGUGUAAAUUCACUUCAUACAUUACUCUAUGUUGCAUUUUUCAAAAUUAAAUAUAUAUAUAAAUAUAUAUUUUUUGUUAGUCUAUACAUUGUAGAUUUUUUACAUAAAUGGCAAUAUUAGUUUGAAGUUUAGAGUGUAUUGUAGAUGAGCUGAAUAUGGGGAUAUUUGACAUUUAAAUGAAAUUGUUCAAAAUUAAUUCAAAACUGAAGCAGAAUUGCAGAGGACUUGCAUCAUCAGAUGAAAAAAUGUUCAAAGUGUUUGGUGUAUCCUUAAUUCCAAUUUAAGUUGUAAUGCUCAUCAGCUACCCAGAUGAACUUUUUCUUUCCAUUUGGGGGUUUAUGGAGGGCGUCUGUUGAAAUGUUCUUACUUUAGCAGCGAGGCACCGAGGAAAAAUGUGGGAAGGGAUUUUUGUCUCGAACAGUAAUUAUGCAACUGGUUUUUGAAUGUAGCUACCAUACAAAUGUGGAUCAUGUUCAUUUUCAAAGUUGUGUUUCUGUUUUAUUUUUUUCAGUACAACAUAAUAGUUUUCAUUUCACCUUUUCUAAUGUCUGCCUGCAACCAAGUGGCUCUCAGUGUGCAGCUCACUUUGUAGUCGCCUGCACACUUAUUUCAGAGGCAGACACCAAUAUUGGGGUGUAAGGUAAGGGAUAAUAUGGAGAACAAAAACAGUGUUAUUGUGAUGUUAUUCCCAUGUCAUGUCAUGUUGUUGAUGGUUUUUACCAACAUGUAAUCACAAAUGGGAGGUAGGGGCAUUUUGUGUUUAAUUUCUACAAAAAAAAAAGAGAUGAAGAAGAAGACCUAUACAAAUCAAUAGUGUGGCCUUUUCAUUCUCAAGACUUAACAUGAUGGGAGAGUGAUACCUUAUCAGUGCCUGAACUUGUAUUUUUCAUUUUUAUUUUGUGAACCGUAUCAUUUCAUUUAUCAUGGAGAUUAAAGAGGUACUUGUUCAUUCCCCCACCCUCCCUUCUCCUAAUGCUUUUUUCAAUUUUCAGGAAGAAGUUAAAAUGGUAUAAAGAGAUUUUCUUUCAGUGUAUCUAGUUAAAUAAAUAAAUGUUAUGUAGAUCUUGUUUAGUUUUUAUUCUUUUUUUUCCUAAUUAUUCAACUGGAUUUUACUGUCCAAACUGCUGUUUUAGUUAAGGUCAAGGGUCCAGGUCCUGAGUUUUCUUUACAUCUGCCCUAUAUUUCUAAAUCAUUGAACAACAAGGGGUUCAGGAGAUGCUGCUUUUGGCUCAGACUGUCUGCUUUUGAUGCACAUUAACAGUGUAUGUUGUUUCAGUUUCAUUUGUAGGGCGCGAGUUUUAUUUGAUGCCAUAGCUGGCAUCUCUAAUGACAUGGAGCAUUUUCCAUUUCUGUAUAUCAGUGCAAGCCCUUUGCUGCAGCAACUUUCAGUAUAUCAGUCAUCAUUGACAAUUUGCGCCUAUUUUCUUGUCUCUCCAUGUCUUUGAUGGCAUCGACAGUGACUUUUUGUAAGAGGUUUUUAUCACUCUUUUCAAAGAGUUGCAUUUGAAGUUUUAUUCUUUAUUAUAAUAAAACCAUUUAGUGUACUGAAUAUAACAGAUUUGUUCCAGGGAAAAGACUCAUUUGAUAUCGUUUACUAUUAUAUGAACAUCCCAUUUGCUCACAAGCAACAUCCUCCACUGAUUUGUUUUGGGGAAAAUUAUCUCUUAAUAGUUCUGACAGGUUAAACUUUGCAGAUGCCAAACCUCUUCAAGAGCAGAUAAUGGAAUCAGAAAAUUACUCCAUUUUGAUGGUAAUGUUAAGUCAAUUGGUUUGAACUUGUCUAGGUAAAAGAAAGCAGUGAACAUGCUUUCAAACAUUUGGUCAUAUCUUUGUUUAAUUUAAAGGGGGAGGCUUGUUGAGUGUAUUAAUACAUUCACAGGUAGAGUUUGACAUCUUGGUGUGAGGAAGCUGUUGACCCCCUGCAGGCCUCACUCAUUCUCUGUUUUCUUUUAUAAAUAUAUAUAUAUAUAAAUAUAAAUAUAUUUAGUUGAGAACUGUCCUGUAUAUAACAGUAAUGUAGCAAUAAAUGUGCCAUUUUUAAUAACAGAUUAUACCUUUUCCAAUGUCUGGCUUUUGAAAUUGUAUACAUAAAAGGAAAAAAAUAAAGGAAAACAUUGUAAU
Molecule: messenger RNA, 5875 nt
Organism: Cheilinus undulatus (humphead wrasse)
Lineage: Eukaryota; Metazoa; Chordata; Actinopteri; Labriformes; Labridae
Gene: tcf3b
Product: transcription factor 3b
Exons: 21
Coding region: 575-2473 (632 amino acids)
Biological process (GO): regulation of transcription by RNA polymerase II
Cellular component (GO): transcription regulator complex
Molecular function (GO): RNA polymerase II cis-regulatory region sequence-specific DNA binding; protein dimerization activity; DNA-binding transcription factor activity, RNA polymerase II-specific
Source: RefSeq, a predicted model, not a curated record